CUCCGCCCCCGGCCCUGGCUGCGUUUGUUUGGCAACACAUCACCGCUGCAUCUAGCUUCGUGGAGACUUUAUUAUCGAUUUCUCCAACUCUAAACAAACAUCUCUUUGUAUAAUCGGAGUUUUAUUGAUCGUAUUCCCUUUGUCUUCUUACUCCGCUGUCAGAGGCCGAAAUGGCGGCUUCAUUUCGCGUUAAUCUGCUGUUUUUCUUGUGUCUGGUUGUGUCUGUGGCGCUCGGCAUAGAUCUCCAGCGUCCUCUGUUCGUACCUCCAGGCUCCCCUCCCCGGACCCAGGACACCGAGCCGGCCCCUGGAUCUCCUACCCUGCUCCAGAACUCGGACCCCGGUCUUAGGAGAGUGCUGCAGUUCGCCGAAGAGCGCUACAAUCGGGGCUCUAACGCCAUGCAUCUGCGCAGAGUCAGCCGACUGAUCUCCGCCACUAAACAGGUGGUGAAAGGCAUUCGUUACUCCCUCACAGUGGAGCUCAGUAACACACAGUGUAAGAAGUCAGCCACGUUCCGGUCUUGUGACUUUGAUCCAGAGCCACAGAGACUCAAGAAGGAGGUUUGUCUGUUCGAGGUCUGGGACAUCCCCUGGGAGGGCAGCUCCACUCUGCUCAAACAGAAAUGUGAACCUAAAUUGGACCCUGAAGAAACCAACCAGAUCCAGGACUCGUCUGCUCAAGCAGAAGAGGUGAAGUCUAUGAAGCUGUUGGGCCAGUUUAAAGAGUUCAUGGUGAAAUACAACAAAGACUACAGCACACAAGAAGAGGCCGACCGUCGUUUGAAAAUCUUUCAUGAAAACCUGAAGACAGCAGAGAAGCUCCAGUCUUUGGACCAGGGCUCAGCGGAGUACGGAGUCACCAAGUUCAGUGAUCUGACUGAGGAGGAAUUUCGUUCUGUGUAUCUGAACCCGAUGCUGAGUCAGUGGACACAGCACAGACAGAUGAAGAGUGCGCCCCCUGCUGCUCAGCCCGCGCCCGACAGCUGGGACUGGAGGGAGCAUGGAGCAGUCGGCCCAGUCAAGAACCAGGGGGCGUGUGGGUCUUGUUGGGCAUUUUCUGUCAUUGGGAACAUUGAGGGACAGUGGUUCCUCAAAAAUGGCUCUCUGCUCUCUCUCUCUGAACAAGAGCUAGUUGACUGUGAUGGACUGGACCAGGCCUGCAGAGGAGGGCUGCCUUCAAACGCUUAUGAAGCUAUUGAGAAACUGGGUGGUCUGGAGACAGAGAAUGAUUACUCAUACACCGGACACAAGCAGAGAUGUGACUUCACCACCGGGAAAGUGGCUGCUUACAUCAACAGCUCAGUGGAGAUUGCAAAGGAUGAGAAAGAAAUCGCUGCUUGGUUGGCUGAACAUGGACCAUUGUCUGUGGCUCUGAAUGCGUUUGCGAUGCAGUUUUACCGACGGGGAGUAUCACACCCUCUGAAAAUCUUCUGUAACCCCUGGAUGAUUGACCACGCUGUGCUCAUGGUUGGAUAUGGAAAUCGUAAUGGUGUGCCAUUCUGGGCCAUCAAAAACAGCUGGGGAGAGGAUUAUGGGGAGCAGGGUUACUAUUACCUGUACAGAGGGUCCAACGCCUGUGGAAUAAACAAAAUGGCUUCUUCAGCUGUGGUCAACUGAAACAUUUCACAUCUCCAUAAUAGCACUCAUCAAACUGGAUUCAAAGCCAGGCACCAGCACCUUCAAUGUCAAUGCUACUGAUUCUCACAUAAAUAUAACAUAAGAAUAUUUCACCUGUCUACCUCCCCUGCUGUCAGUAUUAACAGAUAUUUAAGUCUGAUGAUGCUAGUUUUAACCACAAGAUAAGUUGGAAAGUGAAAUGUGUCAUAUAUCUUCUUUAUUUUAUUCUGGUGAAAAGAAAUCAAUUAAUCAUUGAUCUGUUUUAAAGCAAUAUUUUACCCGUAGCUAUCCAAGUUAAGUGUUUGAGUGAGUUUUAUUGAAGUGCACAUAAAAAUCUAAUUAUGCAAAGAGAAAUUUGCCAUUGCUGUAUUCAAACUAUAAAAUAAGUAAAAUAAGGAUGAAUAA
Molecule: messenger RNA, 2021 nt
Organism: Boleophthalmus pectinirostris (great blue-spotted mudskipper)
Lineage: Eukaryota; Metazoa; Chordata; Actinopteri; Gobiiformes; Gobiidae
Gene: ctsf
Product: cathepsin F
Exons: 14
Coding region: 171-1616 (481 amino acids)
Cellular component (GO): lysosome
Molecular function (GO): cysteine-type endopeptidase activity; cysteine-type endopeptidase inhibitor activity
Source: RefSeq, a predicted model, not a curated record